Messenger RNA from Paramisgurnus dabryanus, 3463 nucleotides. NCBI's taxonomy places the organism in Eukaryota, Metazoa, Chordata, Actinopteri, Cypriniformes, Cobitidae. The record is from RefSeq and is a predicted model, not a curated record.
UAACACAUGAAAGCACACGAGAUGACAGCUUUACCGCAAAGACAGCACUUUAAAGAAAUUUUCUGGGGACCUCAGUUUGAAAACACCUGAAUUAAAUGAAAGUAAUCUCUCAGUAUUAUUUACAUCUCUCGUCAUAUAGGACCUUUAUAAUAAAUGGACACCAAUAUGGCAAGUGUACAGGAGAGUAACCCAGAAUGUUCAAACAAUGAAAAUGAAUCUGCAGUAAAUGCAAACGAGAAGGUACAAACUGAAACAUUGUCUAAAAGGCAAAGGAAGAGACUUCUCAAGAAUCAACAGUGGGAAGAACAGAGAGAACUUCGCAAACAGAAGCGGAAAGAGAGAAAACAGCAGCGUAAGCUUGAGAGACAAGCGCAGACUGAAGAUAAUGCCGAGUGCACAGGAAAGAAGCGUAUGUGCAGAUCUGCAGAGCCCAGCUCUCUUAGACUGGUCAUUGACUGCAGCUUUGAUAACCUCAUGGAGAUCAAGGAUGUCAAGAAACUUCACAAGCAGAUUCAGAGGUGCUACGCUGAGAACAGACGAACCCAACAUCCUGUACAGUUUUACCUUACAAGCCACGGAGGUCAGUUAAAGCAAAUCAUGGAUGAAAUUAACAAAGGAUGGGUGAACUGGAAGGAUGUUCAUGUUGAGGCUGACCCGUUUCAUAAAAUCAUGAGCAAGGAGGACCUUGUCUACCUCACCUCUGAUUCACCCAAUGUGCUGCAAGAGCUGGAUGAAUCCAAAGCUUAUGUGAUCGGCGGCCUUGUGGACCACAACCACCAUAAGGGAAUCACAUUUGGCCUGGCCAAAGAGCUUGGCAUUGCCCAUGCUCAGCUUCCAUUGGGCAGUUUCGUCAAGAUGAAUAGCCGCAAGGUGCUGGCAGUAAAUCAUGUUUUUGAGAUCAUCCUGGCAUUCCUGGAAAAACGAGACUGGCAGGAAGCGUUCUUUACUGUUCUCCCACAGAGGAAGGGUGCUAUACCAGUUGGCCAAAAGAACAAGCCAGGACAGGGCAAUGACGAGGAAGAAGAUGACUCUGAUCAAGAUUCGGACACAAGCAAUGUUAUUUCAGAUAAGAAAACUGAGCAACCCAAUAGCAAACAAGAAGACGACAAAUCUUCGCUAAAGCUGUCAGAUUCCAGCGAGCAAAAUGCAGCAUAGAGGGACAAUACAUAUUUAUGCUGCCUAAUUAUUAUAUCAUUUUUUUUGCAUUUUUUUAUCAGUUCAGUUUUUAAGCUUAAUUAUAUCUUGAUUAUUUUUGAAAGUCUUUAAGCAAAGGUUUUGGCUGGAUAUUUCCGUUAAACAAAUUUGAUGAAGAAUGAUUCCUUUUUUAUCCUCAGCCAUUAUUCUCUUGACAUUGGGUGUUUAAACCUAGGAGGAUGGCCAAAUUUCAUACCACUGUUUCAUAUUAUCCAUUGUUGUUUUCAGAAAUCUGUUAAAAUUAAACUGGCUAAAGGUUUUGUUCAUGAAAAUGCUGUGUAAUCCGUAUUCCGAGUGUUAGCUGACAUUUGAGUUCAGUUGCAUAAAUUUCUGUCUUAGUUUGUACACCACCAUUUUUCAAUAUUUUACUAUGUUCUUACUUCAACUUAGACAAAUUAAUACAUACCUAUCUUUUUUCAAUGUGUGCACCUUAAUCUUUGUACAGCACGUCGUGAAUGUGUUAGCAUUUAGCCUAGCCCCAUUCAUUCCUUAGGAUCUAAACAGGGAUGAAUUUAGAAGCCACCAAACACUUCCAUGUUUUCAGUAUGGUGGCACAAAAUAAAACGCUUAGUCAAUUUUUUAUGCACUUAGUUUGUGGCACUCUAACCUUGGUGCGCAGUAACAUCAUCACCCUGACUACUCCCCCUUUCGCUCAAAUUUCCGUCAAUAUUACUGAGUGCAGAGGCUCUUCUGCCAUUCAAUAUAGUUCAAAUUUUUUAUCCCCUUAAAAAAAUCUGCACUUUUUAUUUUGUGCCACCAUACUUACUCAUGUAACUAACUACUCAUGUAACAGUCUGUAAAUAGGGAAAACAUGAAAGUGUUUGGUGGCUUCUAAAUUCAUCCCUGUCUGGAUCCUAAACUAAAUCCUAGGCUAAAUGCUGACACAUUAGAUGGUCCUACUCACAUUCACAACGCGCUAUACAAAGAUGAAGUGCACACAUUGAAAAAAAGAUAGAUAUGUAUUAAUUAGUCUACGUUGAGGUAAACAAGUAAAAAAACUGUGGUGUUUCCCUUUACCAUAUUUACGCGUCACUGGCCCAAACGUUUAAGAUAAUCUAAAAAUUAAGGCUUGUAAUAAAAGUUGCUUCUGCAUCCUUUCCUGUGGGAAAUUAAUGGUUUGUCAGUACUCGAUUGCUAGAUCUCCAAGCCUGGCCAGGUUAAUGUUAUAUAGUUCAGCUGUCCAAAAACCUGUCUAACCCAUGGUUUCACUAACAAGGCUUAAUGCUAGUCCUUGACUAAAACACAUGUUUGAGCUGUCUUAAGUGAAAAUAACUUGCACUGACAGAUCUUAAAAUAUGCCAGUUUGUCUUAAUACAACCCACUUACCCUAUUUUCUUAUGAAAGAUGCUUAAACAUUAACUAAAGCCUAGUCCUGCAUGGCUUUAGCCAAGCCUUGACUGUGAAACCAGGCCCAAAUCUAUCACUCCCCUUUUAAGUUACCUAGUUUUAAGUUAAUUUGCCCACAUUUUUUGGUAAAAAAUUCUACAUUUUAAUAAAUAUAGGAUAACUUUAAGGGAUAUUAUACUUGACAGAAAAGCAAUAGAAACGUUGAAAACUUAACUGUUUUGCAGCGGAGCAGAUUGGUGUCUGUGGACCAGCAGAUUCAAUUUGGACAAGAGGGCGGUUUCCUGGACAGGGUUUAGAUUAAUCCAGGCCUUAGUUUAUAUUAUGGUAUUUAGAGGCAGUAAACCAGGACAGGGAUUAGACUAGUCCUAGACUAAAAUAAAUGCAAGAGCUGUCCAAACUGAAAACAACUUGCACUGACAAAUCUUAAAAUAUAUCACCCUUAGGGCUGGUUUCCCAGACAGGGAUUAGCUUAAGCCAGAACUAGGCCUUAGUUUAAUUAUGAAAUAUAACUAGUUUUAACAAACAUGCAUUUUGAGGCAAAAGUGCACUGUUGUAUUUUAAGAUACAGCGGGGAAAAUACAUAUUUGACACAUCUGCAUUUUAUCAGUAAGGGGAUUUCUAAGUGGGCUAUUGACACAAAUUUUUCAUCAGAUGUAGCCAUCAAGCCAAAUAUUGAAUUCAUACCAAGAAAUCAGAACAUUUAAGUAUACAAGUUGAGUCAUAAUAAAAUAAAGUAAAAUGACACAGGGAAUAAGUAUUGAACAAGGUGCAAAAUGGCAUAGAAAGCCAGGAGAUCACCUGAAAUCUGUCAGUAUUGAGAGAGAAACCCUGCCCCCUAUCAGUACUAAUUGAUAUCAGCUCCUUUAGUCCUAAUUGGUGGCCUAUAAAGGCUUCUCAUUACCCAGGAGGCACACAGGAAAGA